This is a messenger RNA of Homo sapiens (human), 2776 nucleotides long. RefSeq names its product epoxide hydrolase 2 (gene EPHX2). Gene Ontology annotation, cellular component: cytoplasm; peroxisome. The record is from RefSeq and is marked reviewed. Bases 67 to 1734 code for a protein of 555 amino acids. Gene Ontology annotation, biological process: positive regulation of gene expression; epoxide metabolic process; cholesterol homeostasis. The transcript has 19 exons. Lineage: Eukaryota; Metazoa; Chordata; Mammalia; Primates; Hominidae. Gene Ontology annotation, molecular function: epoxide hydrolase activity; catalytic activity; 10-hydroxy-9-(phosphonooxy)octadecanoate phosphatase activity.
GCCCUGGCCUUCGCGCAUCUCCCAGGUUAGCUGCGUGUCCGGGUGCUAGGCUGCAGACCCGCCGCCAUGACGCUGCGCGCGGCCGUCUUCGACCUUGACGGGGUGCUGGCGCUGCCAGCGGUGUUCGGCGUCCUCGGCCGCACGGAGGAGGCCCUGGCGCUGCCCAGAGGACUUCUGAAUGAUGCUUUCCAGAAAGGGGGACCAGAGGGUGCCACUACCCGGCUUAUGAAAGGAGAGAUCACACUUUCCCAGUGGAUACCACUCAUGGAAGAAAACUGCAGGAAGUGCUCCGAGACCGCUAAAGUCUGCCUCCCCAAGAAUUUCUCCAUAAAAGAAAUCUUUGACAAGGCGAUUUCAGCCAGAAAGAUCAACCGCCCCAUGCUCCAGGCAGCUCUCAUGCUCAGGAAGAAAGGAUUCACUACUGCCAUCCUCACCAACACCUGGCUGGACGACCGUGCUGAGAGAGAUGGCCUGGCCCAGCUGAUGUGUGAGCUGAAGAUGCACUUUGACUUCCUGAUAGAGUCGUGUCAGGUGGGAAUGGUCAAACCUGAACCUCAGAUCUACAAGUUUCUGCUGGACACCCUGAAGGCCAGCCCCAGUGAGGUCGUUUUUUUGGAUGACAUCGGGGCUAAUCUGAAGCCAGCCCGUGACUUGGGAAUGGUCACCAUCCUGGUCCAGGACACUGACACGGCCCUGAAAGAACUGGAGAAAGUGACCGGAAUCCAGCUUCUCAAUACCCCGGCCCCUCUGCCGACCUCUUGCAAUCCAAGUGACAUGAGCCAUGGGUACGUGACAGUAAAGCCCAGGGUCCGUCUGCAUUUUGUGGAGCUGGGCUCCGGCCCUGCUGUGUGCCUCUGCCAUGGAUUUCCCGAGAGUUGGUAUUCUUGGAGGUACCAGAUCCCUGCUCUGGCCCAGGCAGGUUACCGGGUCCUAGCUAUGGACAUGAAAGGCUAUGGAGAGUCAUCUGCUCCUCCCGAAAUAGAAGAAUAUUGCAUGGAAGUGUUAUGUAAGGAGAUGGUAACCUUCCUGGAUAAACUGGGCCUCUCUCAAGCAGUGUUCAUUGGCCAUGACUGGGGUGGCAUGCUGGUGUGGUACAUGGCUCUCUUCUACCCCGAGAGAGUGAGGGCGGUGGCCAGUUUGAAUACUCCCUUCAUACCAGCAAAUCCCAACAUGUCCCCUUUGGAGAGUAUCAAAGCCAACCCAGUAUUUGAUUACCAGCUCUACUUCCAAGAACCAGGAGUGGCUGAGGCUGAACUGGAACAGAACCUGAGUCGGACUUUCAAAAGCCUCUUCAGAGCAAGCGAUGAGAGUGUUUUAUCCAUGCAUAAAGUCUGUGAAGCGGGAGGACUUUUUGUAAAUAGCCCAGAAGAGCCCAGCCUCAGCAGGAUGGUCACUGAGGAGGAAAUCCAGUUCUAUGUGCAGCAGUUCAAGAAGUCUGGUUUCAGAGGUCCUCUAAACUGGUACCGAAACAUGGAAAGGAACUGGAAGUGGGCUUGCAAAAGCUUGGGACGGAAGAUCCUGAUUCCGGCCCUGAUGGUCACGGCGGAGAAGGACUUCGUGCUCGUUCCUCAGAUGUCCCAGCACAUGGAGGACUGGAUUCCCCACCUGAAAAGGGGACACAUUGAGGACUGUGGGCACUGGACACAGAUGGACAAGCCAACCGAGGUGAAUCAGAUCCUCAUUAAGUGGCUGGAUUCUGAUGCCCGGAACCCACCGGUGGUCUCAAAGAUGUAGAACGCAGCGUGUGCCCACGCUCAGCAGGUGUGCCAUCCUUCCACCUGCUGGGGCACCAUUCUUAGUAUACAGAGGUGGCCUUACACACAUCUUGCAUGGAUGGCAGCAUUGUUCUGAAGGGGUUUGCAGAAAAAAAAGAUUUUCUUUACAUAAAGUGAAUCAAAUUUGACAUUAUUUUAGAUCCCAGAGAAAUCAGGUGUGAUUAGUUCUCCAGGCAUGAAUGCAUCGUCCCUUUAUCUGUAAGAACCCUUAGUGUCCUGUAGGGGGACAGAAUGGGGUGGCCAGGUGGUGAUUUCUCUUUGACCAAUGCAUAGUUUGGCAGAAAAAUCAGCCGUUCAUUUAGAAGAAUCUUAGCAGAGAUUGGGAUGCCUUACUCAAUAAAGCUAAGAUGACUAUGCUGCUGGCUGUCUUUGUUCUUGGAGAGGUGGAGUGACUGUUCACGGAGAAUGCACGGCAUGGGGAUGAACCCUUUCCCUCUGCUUUUGAGCCCUGUUCUGGGCUCCAAGGUGCUGUAUGAUCUAGGCCGUGCUGGCCAGGAGACAAUCCUAUGGGGAUGGCAGUGGUGUCUUGUGCUCUGUCCCCUAGAGCAGUCACUGGCCACAGGUAGCCACCUGCCUUUCUCCCGGCUUCCCUAGCAGAGUUUGCUCAGGCACAAAUGUGCACCUGGAGCAUUUGAAAUGUGCUAGUGAGGCUGAGGAAGAGAAUUUUAAAUUUCAUUGAAUUGUAAUCAGUUUAAAGUUAAAUAGCAGCAGCUGCCAUGAGGCUCAGGCAGAUCCAGCUCAUCUUCCCCUCUGCCCCCUCCUCCCUAUCUUCCCCUCUACCCUCUCCUGCCUCCUGUCACAUCCGGUUAGGCUCCCAUCUCACUGAUGUGUCUCCUGCAGUGGUCUCUCCCCUGCCCUGCUUCCAGCCCCAGAGUCCUGGAGCAGCAGCCUCCUCACGGGUCUUGCCGCCCACAUGGUUGGAUCCUGAAACUCGCAGGGCCUCCCCCAACUGCCCCUGCCCACCCCCAGCCCGGCCCCAUCACCCUCCAAUUCCUAACCGC